AUGUCCAUGUUGUUCUCAGCAGGACUAGCCCAGCUUGUCCCUCUCCCUCCUUUGCCUCCCCUGCCACCAGGUGUUGGUGCUAACCCACAAUGUUGGUCUGUAAGCUUACAAGGCUGCGUCGUCGACAUUUUCGUAUCACUCUCAAGUGGCAAAAUUGGGUCCAUUGACACUGCUUGUUGCAAUGCCAUCACACACAUUGAAGAUGAUUGUUGGCCUAAGUUGUUCCCAUCAAACCCAGUCUUCCCAAAUGGGCUAAAGACCUUCUGUGCUGCACCUCCAUCUCUCCGGCCGAGCAUCGCCAAGAAGUUGGAGAUAGAGAUAUUGAAAGAACAGACUGAAAUCAAACAAUGCUGGUCAUCCAUUGCAAACAUAAGUGGGUGUGUUGAAGAGAUUUUUGAGUUAUUUACGAGUGGAAAAAUAGGUGGGUUUGGACCUGCAUGUUGCAAGGCAAUUAUCACUCUCAGUGACAAGUGCUGGACUAAGUUGUUCCCUAUAAACCCAUUCUUUCCUCCAUUGAUCAAGAGCAAGUGUGGUGCAAAAUCAGGAGUAUCACCACCACCAGAGUGA
Molecule: messenger RNA, 567 nt
Organism: Tripterygium wilfordii
Lineage: Eukaryota; Viridiplantae; Streptophyta; Magnoliopsida; Celastrales; Celastraceae
Exons: 1
Coding region: 1-567 (188 amino acids)
Biological process (GO): regulation of double fertilization forming a zygote and endosperm; regulation of protein localization to cell surface; double fertilization forming a zygote and endosperm
Cellular component (GO): vesicle; extracellular region
Source: RefSeq, a predicted model, not a curated record